AUGAAGAUCGCACUCCUUUCGGUAGUACUGCUGUCUACAGCAGCAGUCCCCACGAAGCCAAAGUAUACGUGCGAGAAGAUGAAAGUGUCCAUCUGCCGUGACAUCGGGUACAACAUCACAGCUUUACCCAACUACGCUGGACUUGUAGACCAAAAGGACGCGGAGUUCGAGCUUCACGACAUGAACCCAAUCAUCAGAUCCAAAUGCUCGGACCACGUAAGACUGUUCAUGUGUGCUGCUUACCUGCCCAUGUGUAUCCCAGGCAUGGACCGCGUGGGCCCCUGCCGUGGGCUCUGCCUGCGAGUUAAGAAAGGCUGCUUCGACCACAUGCAGAGGCUGGGGUACCCCUGGCCAAGGGAACUGGAAUGCGAUAAUUUUCAACAUGAAAAUGAUUACGAGCAAGCAUGUAUCAUGUCCAAUGCGAUUUAA
Molecule: messenger RNA, 429 nt
Organism: Ostrinia nubilalis (European corn borer)
Lineage: Eukaryota; Metazoa; Arthropoda; Insecta; Lepidoptera; Crambidae
Product: frizzled-4-like
Exons: 1
Coding region: 1-429 (142 amino acids)
Biological process (GO): canonical Wnt signaling pathway; non-canonical Wnt signaling pathway
Cellular component (GO): plasma membrane
Molecular function (GO): Wnt-protein binding; Wnt receptor activity
Source: RefSeq, a predicted model, not a curated record